UAUCACCUAGCAAGGGAUUGAUAAUGAGUAAAUCUUGUAUAUAUUAUGAUACAUUGAUACGUAUAACAACGUAAUGUUAGGUAUCGUAUGGCGUAUGUACUUAGUAAUAACUAAUAAGUACGUAUUUAUGGUGUCUUACACUAAUCGCAAACCACCAUAAUUUAUGACUGGAAUCAGAAAUUAAGAUCUCUAUUCUCUCAAGACCGUUACUGAAACGAUCUUACAUAGAAACACGAAAGUAAUUAAUAACGAUUUAAACAUAUUCCAUAGACGCAUACAGAUAUAUUUUACAUCUAUUACGUCCAUUUAUCUAUAGCGUGGACGUUCGAACGUAAUGUACCUCGUUUCUCGAGAUAUUGUCAUUCGUGUAACAAACAAUACGGUUGAGCGUGUGCAACUGUGUCGUCGCUCAUUAAUAUCAUCGUCAUCGACCCUCGUACGAUCGCCGUAAUUCGUAGGUACGUUUUUAAUUGUUGCCCCAACAAGACAAAAUGGCCUAAACAACACCCCGCAGAGGAUUAUGAAAAACUAAGGAGACAGCUACAAUAAUUGAAGUGUAUCAUAGAUCGUAGUGAUUCUACAGUAUUUCUUACUAUACGUCCUGAUGGCAGGUUUAUAUAUUAAUUAUAAUAUAUUUAUAUCAUAAUGGAGUUGUUCUCUGUCACAGCGUUUGCCCGUGUGGCCGUGUACGCGUUCUGUAGGACGUAAUACGGCAUUAUAAUUGUGUCGAUAUUAUUGCGAGUGCGUGCGUCCGUAUAUCCCGUAGUUGGUAGUGGUGCGAGCAGCUACCUAUAUAAUAUAUUAUUUUCUAUGCUGUGAGCGGCGAACCUCAUCACUUUCGUGUCUGUGUCGAAGUCUCGUGCGUGUGUGUGUACGUGUGUUUAGGGUGUGUGUGUGUGCGUGUGCGUGUUUGUGUGUUCCUGUGUGCAAUGUGUAUGUUGGCUGCAUUCUAUCUUCCAUAGUGAAAUUGCUACUUUUAAACAAAAGGCUUUAAAAAUUAAUUUUAAAUUAUUUCCGUGCGUAUACCUACGAAAUACUCAGUUUGUUUCGAUUUUGUUUGGUGUGACCGAGCAACAGUGACAGAUCAAAAGACUCGCUUGAGGUACAUCGACGAUUUUUUUCCUUUCCUUUUUGAAAAUCAUUAAACGGAUCACCCACGGCAGCGUGGUAGUAGUGGCGGUGUGGAGUGUGGACUACGUGACAUUUUAGAAAUGCGGGAUGGACGUCCAUCGUUUGUAACGCAAUCCUUGGCUAUCGACAAUGCAAUGUUCAUUUUAAACUUAUAAUGUUCGAUAAUCAGUAUGUUGUAGAUACGAUACUUUUUUCGAUCAAGUUUUAAAUUUUUAUAGAAAGUAUUUUUAUAUCUGUUUAAGUAAGUAAUUAUAAUUUUUUUUAAAUAUAUAUGUAUACAUAUAAUAUUAUCUAUACAUCAUAGUAUUUUAUUAAAAUGAGUGUAAAAAGAGAUAUAAAGUGUAAACUUGAAAUUGAUGAACCAAAACAAAAAGAAUGUCCUGAAGGAAAAUUUAUUGAUCCUGUCAGUCUUAUGGAAAAAGGCAAAUUUGUUUUCAAGGUUCCCCCGGAAGCUCCAGUUUUUGAACCUACUGCUGAAGAAUUUAAAGAUCCAUUGAAAUAUAUAGCUAAAAUUAGAAGUGUAGCACAAGAACAUGGGAUCUGUAAAAUUAGACCUCCAUCUAAUUGGCAUCCUCCAUUUUGUGUUGAUGUUGAUAACUUUAAAUUUACACCAAGAAUUCAAAAACUAAAUGAACUAGAUGCAAGUACUAGAGUUAAACUCAAUUUCUUGGAAAAAAUUGCCAAAUAUUGGCAUUUACAAGGGAUCCGUAUUAAAAUACCAGUAUUAGAACAAAGAGCUGUAGAUUUAUAUUCUCUUUAUAAAAUAGUAGAAUUUGAAGGAGGUUUUGAUGUAGUAUGUUCGGAAAAAAAAUGGGGAAAAGUGGCUAGUCGUAUGGGUUAUGUUUGUGAAAAAUCUUCUGGUACAAUUUUAAAAAGUCAUCAUGAAAGGUGGCUUAAUCCAUUUUCACUAUUUCAUGCUACCAUUAAAGAUGAAAUUUAUAACAAACCCAUUAAAAGAGAGAGUAAAGUUCCAAUUAUUAAAGAAGAAAAUUCUUCUGUUUCAAAUUCGCCUACUAAAAGAGCUAGACUUAGCCCUGAUGAUGAUAAUGAAUCUGAUGAUUAUAUUAAGGAUCCAUUUUAUCUGAUGGAAAAUAAAGAAUUAAGAAAAUUACAAUUUUUUGGUGCUGGUCCUAAGAUGGCCGGAUUUAGUUCCAAAUGUAGAAUAGGACAUUUAAAGUCAAAAGAAUCUAAGAAAUCUAAAAGAAGAAGUAAACCGGCUGUAAAUUAUUUAGAUAAAUAUUAUUGUCAAAAAUGUGGAAGUGGCAAAUCUGAAGAAACUAUUUUAAUUUGUGAUGGAUGUGAUUUAAGUUUCCACAUGCAAUGUUUAAUCAUACCAUUAACUAAUGUUCCAAAGGGUGAAUGGAGAUGUCAUAAAUGUGUCAUCAAUGAAGUAAUCAAACCUAGUGAUGCUUUUGGAUUUGAACAAGCUCAGCGUGAAUACACACUUCAACAAUUUGGAGAAAUGGCAGACCAAUUUAAAUCUAAAUAUUUUAAUAUGCCAGUUCAUCUUGUGCCUACAGACAAAGUUGAACAAGAGUAUUGGAAAAUUGUUUCAUCUAUUGAUUCUACAGUAAUAGCAGAAUAUGGUGCAGACUUACAUACUAUGGAUCAUGGAUCAGGAUUCCCUACAGGUCUUGCACUAAGUGGAAACGAAGAUAAUACUUUUUACAAAUCAUACAUAGAAGAUCAUUGGAAUUUAAAUAAUAUACCAAUACUUAAAGACUCAGUUCUCAGUUUUAUUAAUGCUGAUAUAUCUGGUAUGAAAAUUCCAUGGAUGUAUGUUGGUAUGUGUUUUUCAACAUUUUGUUGGCAUAAUGAAGAUCAUUGGAGCUACUCGAUCAAUUAUUUACAUUGGGGUGAACCAAAAACAUGGUAUGGAGUUCCAGGAGCCUCUGCUGAAGCUUUUGAAGAAGUUAUGAAGGAGACAACACCAGAAUUAUUUCAUUCGCAGCCAGAUCUCUUACAUCAGUUGGUUACUAUUUUGAAUCCAAAUAUAUUAAUGAAAGCAAAUGUCCCAAUCUAUAGAACUGAUCAGAAUGCUGGAGAAUUUGUUGUUACUUUUCCAAGGUCUUACCAUACUGGGUUUAAUCAAGGAUAUAAUUUUGCUGAAGCUGUGAAUUUUGCUCCUGCUGAUUGGAUUUCAAUAGGUCGUGAAUGUGUUAACCAUUAUUCUUCUCUCAAACGAAUAUGUGUAUUUUCCCAUGAUGAACUUAUAUGUAAAAUGGUGAAUUCUUGUGAUGACUUGACACCAAAAGCAGCUGAACUAGUGUAUGAUGAUUUGAAUGAAAUGGUGAAAUUUGAAAGAGUUCAACGUAAAGCACUUUUAGAUUGGGGUGUUACUGAAGCAGAUUUUGUUGAAUUUGAACAUCAAGUAGAUGACCUUAGACAAUGUAUGGUUUGUAAUACCACUUUGUAUGUAUCUGCUGUAUCUUGUUCGUGUGAUCCAAAAAGACUGGCAUGUCUUCGACAUUUUAAACAACUUUGUGAUUGUCCUGCACAAAUGCACGUGUUCAAAUACAGGUAUACCCUUGAUGAGUUUCCACCUCUAUUGCGAAAGGUUAAAGCUAAAGCUGAACAAGCAUAUGAUGAUUGAAUAUAUUUACAUUAAUAUUUUUGAAGGCUGUAAAUAAUUUAAGCCGUUAUUGACAAAUAUAACCAAA
This is a messenger RNA of Aphis gossypii (cotton aphid), 3791 nucleotides long. RefSeq names its product lysine-specific demethylase lid-like. Bases 1448 to 3724 code for a protein of 758 amino acids. The transcript has a single exon. The record is from RefSeq and is a predicted model, not a curated record. Gene Ontology annotation, cellular component: nucleus. NCBI's taxonomy places the organism in Eukaryota, Metazoa, Arthropoda, Insecta, Hemiptera, Aphididae. Gene Ontology annotation, biological process: chromatin remodeling. Gene Ontology annotation, molecular function: histone demethylase activity; DNA binding.